This is a messenger RNA of Myxocyprinus asiaticus (Chinese sucker), 2774 nucleotides long. RefSeq names its product inhibin beta B chain-like. Gene Ontology annotation, biological process: BMP signaling pathway; SMAD protein signal transduction. Gene Ontology annotation, molecular function: growth factor activity; cytokine activity. The coding region runs from base 548 to 1717 and encodes 389 amino acids. Gene Ontology annotation, cellular component: extracellular region. The record is from RefSeq and is a predicted model, not a curated record. The transcript has 2 exons. NCBI's taxonomy places the organism in Eukaryota, Metazoa, Chordata, Actinopteri, Cypriniformes, Catostomidae.
GAAAACACCAAAGGACAACAUCCUUACUGAGGCUGCAGAAAUACGCAUUAGAGAGGCGCAGGAACAAACAUCACUUUACCUGAUAUUCGAUGGGAAGAUAACUUGCAACAUUUAAGUAUAGACACUUUCAGUUUGUUAUCAAACAAGAAAGACUUCUUUGACAACACUUUAAAGGAAUACCUGGCUUGUCUUCUUAUUUUUGGUUUCUUUUGUAGAAAGUUACUAAGUUUUAGCAAGUAUUAGUAACUCGUUUGAUUUGUUUUGAUUCUUUACAUAGCCUACACGUCAGCUAUAAUUUGUCAUUCAUCUGACAACCGCCGUCAAUGAAGACUUAAGAAUUCUCGAAAUUAAAUCUCAUUAUUUCUCCAUGUGUUUACCGGGCGAUACAAAACACAUUCUUUGUGAACGUCUCACAAAAUGACUGAGAGCAUGAUGAUGAAUGGACAUCUGUCAAAGGAGGUUGUUGGAAGUAUAAGCCUGUCCUGUUUAUAGAUCAAAUUGACAAAAGCUCGGUAGGAAUACAUGAACUGAUUUGAUUGGUUGUUGUAUGGACACGCUAUUUAUGAAAAUGAGCAUUUACGUCUGCACUGUAACCUGUUUAAUGGCUUGCAUACUCUCAGUUCAGUGUGCUGUGGGAGCUGAGACAGUGUCUCAGUGCGUCUCAUGUGGACUCGGGCAUCCGGAUGAGUCGGCACGAAUGGACACAGACUUUCUGGAAGCGGUCAAAAGGCACAUAUUAAACCGACUGCAGAUGAGAGAGAGGCCGAAUAUCACUCAUCCCAUUCCCAAAGCUGCCAUGGUUACGGCACUGCGCAAACUUCACGCUGGCAAAGUGAGUGAGGACGGGAGGGUUGAAAUUCCCAACUUAGAUGGACAUGCUGCCUAUAACGACAUGCAAGAAGAAACAUCGGAAAUAAUCAGUUUCGCCGAGUCAGAUGAUGUGACUCCAUCUAAGUCUAGCCUCUACUUUCUGAUCUCCAACGAGGGGAAUCAGAACCUCUACGUGUUGCGGGCAAACUUGUGGCUCUACUUCAAGCUGUUGCCAGGUGCUCAGGAGAAAGGACUGCGUCGGAAAGUUACGGUGAGAGUGCACUACUUUGAGCCUGGUGGGCAGAGUGUGCACUGGCCCAUGCUGGAAAAACGUGUGGAGUUGAAACGCAGUGGCUGGCACACCUUUCCGCUGUCCGAGGCAGUAAGGGAAAUGUUGGGUAAAGGGGGUCGGCGACAGGACCUGGACAUCCACUGUGAGGGCUGUGAGGCCGCCAACAUCCUGCCCAUCCUGGUGGACCCGAGCGACCCCUCACACCGACCCUUCCUAGUGGUCCGUGCCCAGCAGGCAGAUGGUAAGCACCGUAUCCGUAAGCGAGGCUUGGAGUGUGACGGCAGUAAUGGCGGUUUGUGCUGCAGACAGCAGUUUUACAUAGACUUCCGACUCAUUGGCUGGAACGACUGGAUCAUUGCACCGGCGGGGUACUAUGGGAACUACUGUGAGGGUAGCUGCCCAGCUUAUAUGGCAGGUGUUCCGGGCUCUGCCUCCUCAUUUCACACCGCAGUGGUGAACCAGUACCGCAUGAGAGGCAUGAGUCCUGGAUCUGUCAACUCCUGUUGCAUACCCACCAAACUCAGCACCAUGUCCAUGCUCUACUUUGACGAUGAGUACAACAUUGUCAAACGUGAUGUGCCUAACAUGAUUGUGGAGGAGUGUGGCUGUGCCUGAGACGUCUGCUGGACUUGAGGUUCCAUGUUAUGACAUGUUACAAGAGCAGUGACGGUCAUAUUUAUGGUCUUUUUAUACCACAUGCAUAUAGAUUGUGUUAUUAUUUGUGCACUCACAAAGUACAAUCACACACAUGUGCGUGUGUGUGCAUCAAGCAAUGGAUCAUAAUAUAUAUGACAGGUCAGUACCUUCUAAUGAACAAAAAGACUUUGGGAUGAUAAGGGAAAGGCAACACCAAAUGGUUUAUCUCUAGUUUACCAUUUCUAGACUUAAAAAAAUGGAGAGGGACAUUUACAUCAUUACCAGAGAUAAACUGGUGUCAUCCACUGACAUAAGUACUUAUAAACUGUUCAAGCAGUUGUACAAGCACUGACAUCUCAGUGUACCUCCAACUUCAGAACACCAGCACUUCAACAGCUUUUUCAAGACUAUAUGACAAAUCAUUCCGACUGAGGUCAAAAUCAGUGCGUGUCAUCAUCCCAGUCCUUUCCAGAGCAAUGACUCCAGUUGUCUGUGGCAUUGUUAAAUAUCAGUCGUGAGGCUUUUACUCAAAUGGCAAGGACCUCUGGACAAAAUGCAACUCAAACUACUUUCAGAACUUGCUUUGAAUUCCAAACUUCACAGCUUCCUUCAUCUGGACACUUCAGUGGCUGACAAAUGCUUGCAGCAGUCUGCCAUUCUGUCCAGCUGGUUUACACGAGUACAGCACUUGCGAAAACUCUCAAAAUGCACAAUGUAAAGCACUUGCAUAAUGCAAAGCCUUCAAAAAGGUACAUAGAGGUGGACCUACCCUUGCUCAAAGUCCUUUUAAUAUAAAGUGCCGCAUGAACUAUGCAAUGUAUAGUAAUCCUGAGUCAUGUCAAACAAACUGAAUUCUUUUUUUUUUUUCUACUUGUCUUUAACUCUGUAUCAAUACUUGAAAUGUGAUCUUUCGCUUGCUUUCCAGAGCGGAUGAUUGUUAAGAUGUUUGCACUGAAAAGUUGCUGGAUUAGUUAAAAAAUAAAAAACUGCCAUUGAAAAUGUUUUUUUUUUUUUUUUUUUUUUUUUUUGUAAUAAA